This is a messenger RNA of Rhopalosiphum maidis (corn leaf aphid), 699 nucleotides long. RefSeq lists its product as uncharacterized. Bases 1 to 699 code for a protein of 232 amino acids. The record is from RefSeq and is a predicted model, not a curated record. The transcript has a single exon. Gene Ontology annotation, molecular function: nucleic acid binding. Gene Ontology annotation, biological process: DNA integration. NCBI's taxonomy places the organism in Eukaryota, Metazoa, Arthropoda, Insecta, Hemiptera, Aphididae.
AUGUCAAAUUGUUGGUCAUUAAGAAAUGAAAUAGUUGCUAGUGAUGGAUUAUUAUAUUUUAAAAAUAAGCUGAUAGUAGCUAGAGAACUAAAACAGUUUAUUAUGAGUUUAUUACAUGAAACACAUAUAGUGAUAACUAAAACAGUUAAAAGAGCUAAAACAUACAAUUAUUGGCCAGGAUUGAAUUCUGAUAUUGAAAAUUAUAUUAUUAAGUUUGAAUUAUGUGCAAGAUUUCAAAGAAAACAAUCAAAAGAGUUGUUGUUAAAUCAUAAAAUUCCAAAAAGAGCAUUUGAAAAAGUAGACAUAGACAUACCUGAUUUUGGAGGUGUGUCUUAUUUGAUUUUAGUUGACUAUUACUCAAGAUGGUUGGCGGUCGUAGAGAUAUCUGAUAAAACUGCUGAAACGAUAGUAAGUGUGCUCAAAACAUUGUUUAGUAGAUUUGGUAUACCUAAAGAAUGUAUGUCAAAUAAUGUUACUUUUAAUAGUUUAACUUUUAAAAAAUUUGCUCAAGAAUGGGAUUUCAAAAUAAUAACAUCUAGUCCUAACUACCCACAGAGUAAUGACAUGGCUGAAAAAGGUGUUGGUAUAUUUAAAACAAUGAUGAGGAAAUGUGAACAAACUGAUCAAGAUACAAUCGUACAAAAAAUGGUAAGAUCCUUAGAAGAACCUCUAAACACCUUAAAAAUAAUAAUACAGUAA